Messenger RNA from Bipolaris victoriae FI3, 198 nucleotides. RefSeq lists its product as hypothetical. The coding region runs from base 1 to 198 and encodes 65 amino acids. Lineage: Eukaryota; Fungi; Ascomycota; Dothideomycetes; Pleosporales; Pleosporaceae. The transcript is spliced from 2 exons. Gene Ontology annotation, cellular component: mitochondrial inner membrane. The record is from RefSeq and is a predicted model, not a curated record.
AUGCAACCCACACGCUCCCGCAUGGGCCCGCCCAAAUAUCCGCCGCACCCAAACCACCCCAUCCACAUCCACCCGGUCAGGCCGCUAUACCGAUUCAUGGCAACGGGUCUCGGCGCGUCAAUGUGGUUCUUCUUGAUGUACCGCGCGAAGAAGGACGGCCCCGCGCUUUUGGGCUGGAAGCACCCGUGGGACCAUUGA